AUGCCUAGCCCACAGAGCAACAAUGGAGGCAGCCGACCCAGCUGGCAGGAUAGACUCAAUGAACACUGCAGGAGCAACAAGCUUACCGCGCCGGUUUUCAAUAUUGUCUCUGAUCGUCGAGGAGGUCGUACCGCUUGGUCAAGUACGGUCACAAUCUCCGGACAGAACAUUGCAGCACGAUAUUGGUACGAUGGCCAGUAUAUCAACAAUGCUCGGGAAGAUGCCGCCGAGGUCGCCCUGCAAGCCUUGAUACGCGGGCAGUGUUCAUCUCCCGUUUUCCAGGGACAGCUAUACUCGCAGCAGCCCAACUACUUGCCGAAUAUCUGA
Messenger RNA from Penicilliopsis zonata CBS 506.65, 327 nucleotides. RefSeq lists its product as hypothetical. The transcript has 3 exons. The record is from RefSeq and is a predicted model, not a curated record. The coding region runs from base 1 to 327 and encodes 108 amino acids. Lineage: Eukaryota; Fungi; Ascomycota; Eurotiomycetes; Eurotiales; Aspergillaceae.